GUUUCUUUGACUACGUAAAUACCAACUCUCUCUUUCCUCUCUAAUCAUUACUCUCUCUCUCUCUCUUCUAUUUCUUCACAUUAUCAAUAACUAAUCAGACCAUCUUCAUCUUCAUUAUUUCUUCUUCAUCGAUUUCAAUGGCGGGAAAUCCGGCCUCGUCGGAGAUCCAGAUCAGGGUGAAUUCCCGGCGAGGCUACAACGCCGUACAUCCGGUGGAGAUCGACGCAACGACACCUCAACAGCCGUCGUCUGCGGCUCCGAAUCCUGUCGUUUUACGAGAAGUGAAGCAUUUCAAGAAAUGGGUUCCUUGGUUGAUCCCUGUAUUCGUCGUUGCUAAUACCAUUCUGUUCGUUAUCACCAUGUACGUUAAUAAUUGUCCUGAGAAUUCCGAUUCUUGCAUCGCCAAGUUCUUGGGAAGGUUCUCUUUUCAGCCUUUUAAAGAGAACCCUCUUCUUGGUCCCUCUUCCACUUCGUUACAGAAGAUGGGGGCUCUUGAUGUAAGUAAAGUGGUGAAUGAUCACCAGGGAUGGCGCCUCUUAUCUUGCAAUUGGUUACAUGGAGGUGUUUUCCAUAUUUUGGCUAAUAUGUUGAGCCUUUUGGUUAUCGGAAUUCGGCUUGAGCAAGAAUUUGGAUUUGUCCGGAUUGGAUUGCUUUAUGUUAUCUCUGGAUUUGGAGGGAGUCUGUUAUCUGCACUUUUCCUGCAGUCGAAUAUAUCCGUUGGUGCUUCCGGUGCACUUUUUGGGUUACUCGGAGGAAUGCUUUCUGAACUCAUCACCAAUUGGACAAUCUACGAUAGUAAGUUCGCAGCACUUUUCACCCUUGUGGUCAUCAUAGCUAUCAACUUGGGAGUAGGUAUUCUCCCACAUGUGGACAACUUCGCUCAUAUUGGCGGAUUUUUGACGGGCUUCCUUCUUGGGUUUGUGUUUCUGAUACGCCCCCAGUUUGGAUGGGUUAGCCAAAAAUAUGCAUCUCCGGCAUAUAAUUCAGCUACGGUCAAAUCCAAAUUCAAGACAUACCAGUAUAUACUAUGGGUUGUUUCUCUCAUUCUUUUAAUUGUUGGGUUAACCGUCUGGUUGGUCAUGCUACUCCGGGGAAUCGACGCUAAUGAUCAUUGUUCUUGGUGUCACUAUUUGUCUUGUGUCCCCACUUCAAAAUGGAGCUGCAAGACUGAGCCUGCUUACUGCUGGUCGAACCAGAUCGGUGACCAGCUUAACUUGACAUGUUCAAGCAACAACAAAACCAGCACAUACACAGUGUCAAACCCAAGCAGUUCUAGGAUCCAGGGGUUAUGCACACAGCUUUGCAGUUGAUUUAUGCAAUAUGAAUGAAUUAUGGACAUUGGAUAGAGCUGAAUAAUCUAUAGUGUAUAUUGCUUUUGUGUGGCAUGCUGGUGUAUGUUGUCUUUAUAAGGUAUGUUUAUUCCCUCGUUUUUUUUUUUUUUUUUUUUUGUUGUAUUCUUGUAUCAUUCAUUUACGGAGAGUAUUAUUUAUAUAUAUUUGUUUUUGCUAAAUAGCAUUAUUUAUA
Morus notabilis is the source of this 1524-nucleotide messenger RNA. Its product is annotated as RHOMBOID-like protein 1. Gene Ontology annotation, biological process: proteolysis. Gene Ontology annotation, cellular component: membrane. Gene Ontology annotation, molecular function: serine-type endopeptidase activity. The record is from RefSeq and is a predicted model, not a curated record. Bases 138 to 1310 code for a protein of 390 amino acids. Lineage: Eukaryota; Viridiplantae; Streptophyta; Magnoliopsida; Rosales; Moraceae. The transcript is spliced from 6 exons.